GUUGGACUCAGACGUGGGGCAUGUCUUAAAGUCGGCCGUCGGGUGGAAUUACCCCUCCCCAGCGCGGCAUGACUUGAUCAUACAGGAAGGAAAAAGGGCGUUUGCGGCAGUUAACGCAGCCGAAAGCAACAACCUCAGUAUUUAUUGAGCAAAUCGGCGAAGUUUGUGGCUGCUGCAAGGGAACAGGGAUCUGUCAUCUGUUAUGGAACAGCAUCCAGAGCACUUACUUGGAACAAGAAUUGAUGACGUGUCACUGAUUGAAGGGAUAAGCAAUCAGGUUCUUCUGACUGUAGUAAUCACCAUUAUAAUGUUAGGUGGUUUGGUAACAUUCCUCUAUAGAACUGAGCAUCAAAACAUCCACCCUGAGAACCAGGAGCGUGUGAGGGAGCUCCGACAACAUCUCCAAGCUGAGGCUUUAAAUUCCCAGGAUGCAUCUGAAAGCGAUCGCCAUCAAUUCUACACUGACAUGUCCUGUCCAGUCUGCUUACAGCUGGCUGCAUUCCCUGUUGAAACCAACUGUGGCCAUCUUUUUUGUGGUUCCUGCAUUGUUGCAUAUUGGACAUAUGGAACUUGGUUGGGAGCAGUAAGUUGCCCCAUUUGUAGGCAAAUGAUUACCUUGUUGUUUCCAUUGUUCACACUGAAUGAGCAACACCCAGAGUCUAUACAAGUUAUUCAAGAUGUAAAUGAUUAUAACAGAAGAUUUUCUGGCCAGCCCAGAUCUCUUAUGGAUCGAAUAAUGGAUUUGCCCACACUACUUCGUCAUGCCUUCACAGAAUUGUUUUCCAUCAGCGGGCUUUUCUGGAUGUUUCGAAUACGAAUUUUCCUCUGCCUGGCUGGUGCCUUGUUCUAUUUAGUAUCUCCACUGGACUUUAUUCCCGAGGCUUUCUUUGGAAUUCUAGGAUUUCUGGAUGACCUUUUUGUUAUUUUUCUACUUCUCAUCUAUAUUUCUAUAAUGUAUCGAGAGGCAGUUACUCAAAGAUUAAAUAGGUGAAUCAAUGUUUCAAUAACAAAAAAACCCAAUUGCAACUAAGUUUAAAUGCAUGUUUUCCUCUAAAGGACUGUUGUUACCUCUGAGCAGAUUACUGCUGAUGAGCAGAAUCGGUCUGUUGCAAACCAAGAGCUCCAUUAACAUUUGAUGACUAACAAUAAAGUGCGUAAGGUAGCAAUUACAACAUUUAGCUUGCAAACGAAUGCAAGUCAAAUUUACGGAAAUACUGAGCUGCUUUGUUCCACAAAACUGGUUUUCAUUCAUUUAGAGAACAUUUGAAUUAUUGAGAACUGGAGAACAUUUGGGGUGUAAUUGAGGUCAUCAACUUGGGGAUUUUUUUUGUCAACAUGAGAUUUAUAUGAAUAAUAACUGAAUUGGUCAUAAAUCAUGUAGCUAGAUUUCUCCAGAUUCCUGCUCUGUACGUUUAAAAAAGGCAAAUUGAAGAUAUAUAUUGUAUGUGUAGUUAGAUUUAAAUAUUAAAGCAAUAGCCUUUAUUGUAAAUAGUACAGUGGUUUUUGUACCUAUAUUUUCUACAAAGUUCUAUUUUUAUUUGAUACUAUUGGAAUCAUUUUGGAUUCCAGGCAUGUAACAGACUGUGAACAAAUUGAUCUUUAUUAAAAAUUUGAUUGAUUUGUUUGUAAUUAAA
This is a messenger RNA of Leucoraja erinaceus (little skate), 1634 nucleotides long. Its product is annotated as E3 ubiquitin-protein ligase RNF170-like. The coding region runs from base 203 to 991 and encodes 262 amino acids. Gene Ontology annotation, molecular function: ubiquitin protein ligase activity. NCBI's taxonomy places the organism in Eukaryota, Metazoa, Chordata, Chondrichthyes, Rajiformes, Rajidae. The transcript is spliced from 7 exons. The record is from RefSeq and is a predicted model, not a curated record.